UUUUUCAUUAUCUCGCCUAAUUCGGGUCAUGAUUCAACCUGGAAAGAUUGUGACAGGUUGUCCAACUCGCUGAUAAAAUCUGAUAACUUGUUUUCAUUUUGUUAUUAGUAAUACAAUCGCAGCCCUAGAGUAAAAAUCUAGAAAAUGACGGUGGUUUAUGGACCGGGUCACGUGAGAACCGUUUUGGGAUUGUGCAAAGUGAUAGAAAGUGUAUGCUUGUUCGUAGGAAUAAUUUUAGUCGCAUCCAAGGGAUGGACGAAUGACCUUUUAGACGCUUACUACGCGGGAACUAUAAUAGGACUCAUCCUAUCGGUACUUAUUUUGGUAGCUUCGAUGACCGAAAUCGGACAUUCCUUAAAUAAAGCCUUGGCGCUCCAGUACAUCGUUCACUGCGUGUUGUUCAUCUAUUUGAUUAUCGUGUCAGCUAUUUUGGUUGCCCGAAGGUACCAUAACGUCCAUACAGCCGCAGGGGCGUUUGGACUGAUAGGAGGAUUCGUCUAUCUUAUAGACACGUUCGUCAGUUAUAAGUCCUACGGGAACAGGCUGAUUUGUAUGUAAGCAUGUUUAUUUUCGCAUCAUUAUGUUUUUAUAUUUAUUAUAAUAAAAUGUUCAAAAGCUCCAAUUUGAAAGUUAUUUCCAACUGAACUAAUCUAAAACUGCUAAACCGACCCUGAAAUAUUUUCCGUGUAGUAUAAACUUGACACACGCUAUUCGGUAUAUCGCCGUUCCUUCCCACAAUGCUCUUAGUUGUUUGGAAAAUCCCAAGCCGAUUUAUCGCAGAUGCAUUUGAUGUCAGCGGCCUUCCACAACAAGAAAUGCGUCGGUAGCGUAUGUGCAACGUGGUGUGCCAAUUUUGCAUUAUUAUCCUCGGGGAAAAAUGACAGUCGUCUAUGGCUCGGGCUACGUGAGGAGCGUCUUAGGAAUAUGCAAGCUAGUAGAACUGGAAUUUGGAUUAAUAUCGGCAAUAGUAUUCCUCAUAGACGCGUUAGUAUGCUACAAUUCGUUUUGGUACAGCGCCCUCCAAUGAAACAAUUGAUCUCAUCGUUUGAAGUUUAACUGAUUGUGUGUCUUCAACUUUUAAUUUUGAGCAAUUGUUAUUUGUAACCAAAUAAAGACUUUUAAA
Cylas formicarius (sweet potato weevil) is the source of this 1123-nucleotide messenger RNA. RefSeq lists its product as uncharacterized. Lineage: Eukaryota; Metazoa; Arthropoda; Insecta; Coleoptera; Brentidae. Gene Ontology annotation, cellular component: membrane. The coding region runs from base 145 to 558 and encodes 137 amino acids. The record is from RefSeq and is a predicted model, not a curated record. The transcript has 6 exons.